AUGACGGGCGGCAGGUUCGACUUCGACGAUGGCGGCACCUACUGCGGCGGCUGGGAGGAGGGCAAAGCCCACGGGCACGGCAUCUGCACCGGGCCCAAGGGACAGGGCGAGUACGCGGGCUCCUGGUCCCACGGCUUCGAGGUGGUGGGCGGCUACACCUGGCCCAGCGGCAACACCUACCAGGGCUACUGGGCGCAGGGCAAGCGCCACGGGCUGGGCGUGGAGACCAAGGGCAGGUGGAUGUACCGGGGCGAGUGGUCCCACGGCUUCAAGGGGCGCUACGGGGUGCGGCAGAGCCUCACCACCCCGGCCCGCUACGAGGGCACCUGGAGCAACGGGCUGCAGGACGGCUACGGCGUGGAGACCUACGGGGAUGGAGGUACAUACCAGGGACAGUGGACAGGAGGGAUGCGGCACGGAUAUGGUGUACGUCAAAGUGUACCUUAUGGCAUGGCAACUGUGAUCCGUUCACCCCUCCGAACAUCUCUAGUCUCACUUCGUAGUGAGCAGAGCAAUGGCACUGUUCUGCAUGACAUUACUUCAGACAGCCCAGCUGGAACAAGAGGUGGGUUUGUUUUGAAUUUUCACAGUGAACCGGAAGCCAUGGGUAGUAAGAAAAGAGGAGGCUUGUUCAGAAGAGGAUCCCUUCUUGGUAGUAUAAAACUUAGAAAAUCUGAAUCUAAAUCAUCAAUAUCUAGCAAACGUAGCUCUGUCAGGAGUGAUGCUGCUAUGAGCAGAAUUAGUUCUAGUGAUGCCAACUCUACGAUUAGUUUUGGAGAUGGUGACUGUGAUUAUUGCCCUAUGGAAGACCAUGUUGAUGCCACCACAACAGAAACGUACAUGGGAGAGUGGAAGAAUGACAAGCGCAAUGGUUUUGGUAUUAGUGAGCGUUCAAAUGGUAUGAAAUAUGAAGGAGAAUGGCUAAAUAAUAAAAGGCAUGGAUAUGGAUGCACCAUAUUUCCAGAUGGCACAAAGGAAGAGGGAAAAUAUAAAAACAAUGUUUUGGUCCGUGGAAUAAGGAAGCAACUUAUACCAAUAAGAAACACCAAAACUAAAGAAAAAGUGGAUAGAGCCAUAGAGGGUGCACAAAGGGCAGCUGCUAUGGCAAGAACCAAAGUGGAAAUUGCAUCUUCAAGGACUGCACAUGCAAGAGCUAAAGCUGAUGCUGCGGAUCAGGCUGCUCAGGCUGCUCGCCAGGAAAGUGAUAUUGCAAGAGCAGUUGCCAGAGAACUUUCACCAAGUUUCUACCAACCAGGCCCUGAUUAUAUCAAACAAAGAUUUCAAGAAAGUGUGGAGGUAAAAGAAAACCCUGAAGAAAAGGUUCAAGAAAAAACACCUUCCCCCAAAGAGUCUCCUCAUUUUUAUCGAAAAGGUACCACACCCCCUGGGACACCUGAAGCAAGCCCAAAGCACAGUUCUCCUCUUCCAUCUGAGCCUUCCCCUACCAAACAAUUGAAAAGACAAAACUCCAGCUCAAAGGCGAGACUCACUCAAGAAAAAAAGAGUUUAGCUAGUGAGACUGUAACAGCCGUGGUCAACAAGCCUCUAUAUUCAAAAGUACCCGUAAAGGAGGAGAUAGCGGUGAAACAUCAGCCAAAGUUUUCAGCCCACCACAAUCCCAUCAGCACAGAGAAUGGGGAACUGCAUGGUCAUUACCAUGGCUACUACGUAAAAAUGAAUCCAGCACUGCUUCCACAUGAGCUCAGGGAGGAGGAUGAAGAUGUCAACCCAUCACCUUCAGCACUCACACGGAUACCAACUCCACAGAAGCCAAGUCCUGCCAGAUCUGUGACUAAUCCAGAUGCCAAAGAAAGCAAAUCUGAUACAAAAGUAAAGAAACCUGAACUUGCUGCACCAAAGAAUCCCGCUAAUAAUGAGUCCCUUUCUUCAGCAGAAAAAGAAGUGGAAAUCCAUUUGGGUCCUAACUCAGUCAUGAUUGCCCUGGUAAUGCUGUUGAAUAUUGGUUUAGCCAUUCUUUUUGUCCAUUUUCUAACUUGACUGGAAUUAGAGAAGUGAAGUCAUGACAACUAG
Emys orbicularis (European pond turtle) is the source of this 2031-nucleotide messenger RNA. RefSeq names its product junctophilin 1 (gene JPH1). Gene Ontology annotation, cellular component: plasma membrane; sarcoplasmic reticulum; junctional membrane complex. The record is from RefSeq and is a predicted model, not a curated record. Bases 1 to 1998 code for a protein of 665 amino acids. The transcript has 6 exons. NCBI's taxonomy places the organism in Eukaryota, Metazoa, Chordata, Testudines, Emydidae.